UUCUACCCAUAAAGCCAAAACACAGUCUCUCUCAUCAAACCAUUAGUCAGUAGUGAGAGAAAGGGAAGUUAGAGAGAGAGAGAAAGAGAGAGGCUUACUAGGCGGUGUGUGGGUCUGUUGGCUUGGUAGGUUAGGUUUAGGGUUUUGUGGGUUUGGUGAACAGAGAACACAAUAUGGGGAGCGAAAGAUUGAACGGGACGGUCAAGUGGUUCAGCGAUCAGAAGGGCUAUGGCUUCAUAACCCCUUCCGAUGGCAGCGAGGACUUGUUUGUUCACCAGUCUGCGAUCCGAUCCGACGGUUUCCGAAGCCUCGCUGACGGAGAGACCGUAGAGUUUCAGAUCGAGACCGAGAAUAAUCGUACCAAGGCCGUCGAUGUCACUGGCCCUAACGAGGGACCCGUUCAGGGAACCCGCGGAGGCGGGGGUGGUUCUGGAGGCGGAGGCGGCGGUAGAGGAUCUCGCGGCGGAGGCGGCGGUUAUGGCGGAGGUGGUGGAUACGGUGGCGGUGGAGGCUACGGUGGUGGUGGUGGUGGCUACGGUGGUGGUGGUAGAGGUAGUAGAGGCGGUGGUGAUGGAGGCUAUGGCGGAAGUGGAGGCGGUGGUGGUGGCGCUUGUUUUAAGUGCGGUGAAAGUGGUCACAUGGCCAGAGAUUGCUUCCAGGGAGGUAGCGGUGGAGGCGGCGGCGGAGGAAGGUAUGGCGGUGGUGGCAGCAGCGGAGGAGGCGGCGGUGGCGGUGGAAACUGCUUCAACUGUGGUGGUUCCGGACAUUUCGCGAGGGAGUGCCCUAACAACCCUCGUUGAGUGUAAAAGAAAAAUGCUUAGCAUUUAAAUUUGCUUUUGGGAGUUUUUUUUUUAAUUUAUUUUUAAAUUUAAAAGUUGAUGGUUUGGUGACUCUUUUGUUCUUAGGGUGUUUGGAACAAUGCUUUCUUCUCUCUUACCUUUUUCUCUCUUAUGGGUUUAUCUCUGGACCUGUAAUUUUUUUGUGUUAGUGUUGGGUUUGGUCCUUGAUAGGGAGUUAUGAUCUAAUCUUUCUCGGAAUUGUUGGUAUUUUCUUGUUACUGUUAUCCAAACUAGUAAUGUAUGUCUUGGCUUUUCUUAUGGGCAGCACCGUAUAUGUUCACUGAGCUACUUACCCUUUUGCUCUGUUUUCAAAGUGUGUAUACACAUCAUUAAUAUAUGCCGGUGUUUAUUAGUCAA
Humulus lupulus (European hop) is the source of this 1196-nucleotide messenger RNA. Its product is annotated as glycine-rich protein 2-like. The record is from RefSeq and is a predicted model, not a curated record. Lineage: Eukaryota; Viridiplantae; Streptophyta; Magnoliopsida; Rosales; Cannabaceae. The transcript has a single exon. The coding region runs from base 174 to 800 and encodes 208 amino acids. Gene Ontology annotation, molecular function: zinc ion binding; nucleic acid binding.